Messenger RNA from Anoplopoma fimbria (sablefish), 3447 nucleotides. It is a transcript of the gene sec23b, whose product is annotated as SEC23 homolog B, coat complex II component. Gene Ontology annotation, cellular component: endoplasmic reticulum exit site; COPII vesicle coat. The coding region runs from base 192 to 2492 and encodes 766 amino acids. Gene Ontology annotation, biological process: endoplasmic reticulum to Golgi vesicle-mediated transport; intracellular protein transport; COPII-coated vesicle budding. The transcript has 19 exons. NCBI's taxonomy places the organism in Eukaryota, Metazoa, Chordata, Actinopteri, Perciformes, Anoplopomatidae. The record is from RefSeq and is a predicted model, not a curated record. Gene Ontology annotation, molecular function: zinc ion binding; GTPase activator activity.
UGGAGUAACACGUCAUUCUAGUGAAGCGCUAGAGCCGGCUCGUAGGGAGAGAUCCUCCUCACCGUCGUGUUUCUGUCCCGUACACCCGUCUGCGUUCAUCUGCAAAUGCUGUAAUUUUUUAUUUUUGAACAAACCUUUACUCUUUCUGCUCGUGUCCGGUGUUGAGGCCAACCUGAUAAACAAGCUCGGUGAUGGCGACCUACCAGGAGUUCAUCCAACAGAACGAGGACAGGGACGGCGUGAGAUUCAGCUGGAACCUCUGGCCCUCCAGCCGGCUGGAAGCCACCAGGCUAGUGGUCCCAGUCUCCUGUCUCUUCACACCACUCAAGGAGAGACCUGACCUUCCACCGGUCCAGUACGAACCAGUACUGUGCAGCCGGGCCAACUGUAAGGCAGUGCUCAACCCACUAUGUCAAGUUGACUUCAGAGCCAAAAUAUGGGCGUGCAACUUCUGCUUUCAGAGGAACCCGUUCCCUCCCUCUUAUGCAGGCAUAUCAGACGUGAACCAGCCGGCUGAACUCAUGCCACAGUUUUCUACCAUUGAGUACAUAGUACAGCGUGGACCCUCAGCCCCUCUGAUCUUCCUCUAUGUGGUGGACACAUGUUUGGAAGAAGAGGACCUCCAGGCCCUCAAGGAGUCCCUUCAGAUGUCACUCAGCCUGCUGCCACCCAACGCCCUGGUGGGCCUCAUCACAUUCGGACGCAUGGUUCAGGUUCACGAGCUCAGCUGUGAGGGGAUCGCCAAGAGCUACGUGUUCAGGGGCACCAAGGACCUCUCCUCCAAGCAAAUCCAGGAGAUGCUGGGUUUAACAAAGCCGGCAGCAUCAGCACAACAAGGUCGCCCUCUGGCACCUCAGGAUGCUGCAGCUACUUGCAGGUUCCUUCAGCCUGUACACAGAGUCGAUAUGAAUCUGACUGACUUGCUCGGUGAGCUUCAGAGAGACCCUUGGCCUGUACCUCAGGGCAAGCGACCACUUCGCUCAACCGGUGUCGCACUGACUGUGGCUGUCGGCCUGCUGGAGGGUACUUUCCCCAACACAGGGGCUCGUGUGAUGCUGUUCAUCGGAGGGCCCCCCACCCAAGGCCCAGGCAUGGUGGUGGGCGACGAGCUGAAAACCCCCAUCCGUUCCUGGCAUGACAUCCAGAAGGACAACGCUCGCCAUUUGAAGAAAGCCACCAAGUACUAUGAAGCCAUGGCCAACCGCUCAGCAGUAAAUGGCCACUGUAUUGAUAUCUACGCCUGCGCCCUGGAUCAGACGGGACUGCUGGAAAUGAAGUGCUUAUCUAAUCUAACCGGGGGGCACAUUGUUAUGGGGGACUCCUUCAACACCUCCCUGUUCAAGCAGACCUUCCAGAGAGUCUUUAGCAAAGACUACAAUGGAGAUUUCCGCAUGGCCUUCGGCGGUGUCCUGGAAGUCAAGACAUCAAGGGAAGUGAAGAUCUGCGGGACCAUUGGACCGUGUGUCUCACUCAACUCCAAGGGCUCUUGUGUCUCAGAGACUGAGAUGGGUAUCGGUGGCACAAGCCAGUGGAAAGUGUGCGGCCUCAACCCCUCCACCACUUUGGGCAUUUAUUUCGAAGUGGUGAAUCAGCACAAUGCACCAGUCCCCCAGGGUGGCAGAGGGGCCGUCCAGUUUGUAACCCAGUACCAGCACUCCAACACCCAGAGGAGGAUACGGGUCACUACCAUCGCCAGGAACUGGGCGGAUGCACAGUCCCAAAUUCAGCACAUCGAGUCGUCGUUCGACCAGGAGGCGGCCGCAGUGCUCAUGGCUCGCCUGGGCGUCUUCAGGGCGGAGUCGGAGGAGGGACCAGAUGUCCUGCGUUGGCUUGACAGGCAGCUGAUCCGCCUGUGUCAGAAGUUCGGCCAGUUCAACAAAGAGGAUCCUACGUCCUUCAAGCUGUCAGAGUCUCUGUCCCUCUACCCACAGUUUAUGUUCCACCUGCGGCGGUCGCCCUUCCUGCAGGUGUUCAACAACAGCCCCGAUGAGUCAUCAUAUUACAGGCACCACUUUGUCAGACAGGACUUGACCCAGUCCCUGAUCAUGGUCCAGCCCAUCCUCUACUCAUACUCCUUCCAUGGACCACCAGAGCCCGUCCUCCUGGACAGCAGCAGUAUCCUACCAGAUCGGAUCCUGCUGAUGGACACUUUCUUCCAGCUGGUUAUCUACCAUGGAGAGACCAUAGCCCAGUGGCGUAAGGCCGGCUACCAGGAAAUGGCAGAGUACGAGAACUUCAAACAGCUGCUGCUGGCUCCUCUGGAUGACGCCCAGGAGAUCCUGCAGGCGCGCUUCCCCAUGCCGCGCUACGUCGACACGGAGCACGGAGGCUCCCAGGCUCGCUUCCUGCUCUCUAAGGUCAACCCAUCUCAGACCCACAACAACCUCUACGCCUGGGGACAGGAGACGGGCGCUCCGAUCCUCACUGAUGACGUCAGCCUGCAGGUCUUCAUGGACCACUUGAAGAAACUGGCAGUUUCCAGCUCUGCGUAGACGUCUCUAUUCCACCACAAAGGGAUCCGACAUUCCUGUGAAGACAUUGGGACCCAUUAACAUUUAAUUCCCCCUGUUUUUUGUAAAGGAGUCAAACCCAGAGAGUCCACUGUAUGUGCUUGUUUGGUUGUGUCCUUUCUGGAGCCAUGUGUGACACAUACCCAUGCUACCAAAUGAACAUAAAAAAGGGCGGAAACAGCACAUUCGUAAUAUGAAAAAACAAGACAUUUCUACUCAUUUUCAUUAACUUGUUAUUUAUGAGAAACCGCUCCAGUACUCAAGACUGUCCUCAUGUAAGCAAUAUCAAAUCCUCUAUUUCUCUUUUAUAUUUGAUAUUACCUCUGACAUGCAGAAUGAUAAGACUAAUAAUACUUUCUUAUGUUUUAUUUUUGUUUGUCUGUCCUAUAAAUAUAUGCCUACUGCAUCAAGAUUGGUUAAAGGUGUUGUUAAAUAAUAUGCUCCUAUGUGCUUGCUUUGUCUAUAGCUAAAGAUGAAAUGCUUAGAAUUUUCUCGUUAAUAAAUCAUGAUGAUACCUUCUAAUGCUGAAGAAAUGCUCAUCGGCCGUCAGUCCGAUGUCUUGCUAAUCACAGUUUAAUUGACGUAUAGAUUAAAAAUCCUACAUGGAUUAUACCUUUUUUAAGUGUUUUCCAAGAAAAUUCCCUUUGAAUAAUGAGGAUUAAUGUUCCGAGGAAUUGAAGUCAAUCACAUCAACUCAACCGUGAUCGACUCUGUUUUCAAUGACGAACAUUGAAAUCUAUUUUUAACUUUAUAAGGCACUCUAUAGUUCAGUCCCCUCAUCCCGUCUCACCACCAUCUGGUAUUUUGCACCCGAUGAUUGCCUAAGUGUCUUUGUAAUCAAACUUCAAUAUACUGUUAAGUCUGUAUAAAAGGGACAGUUUGAUUUAGAGCCUGUCUGGAUUCCUAAUGCUAUCCAUAUAAAGCCCCGUCGGCAGGA